GGAAAUCUCAAAAUAAAUAAAACCAGAACCCCCCAAUCCCCUCAACUCUGAUAUAGAACAACCAGAGAGGCUUUAAUGUCUACCCAUUCCUUCUGAAAACACACACACACACACACACACACUCUUAUCUCUCUCCUUUCUUCCUCAUUUUGCUUCCUUAGAAACCCCCCCUCUGUCAAUUUCCUAGUUUCACUCCCCGUUGCUCAGAUCUGUAAACACCUAACAAAUUCCAUUUUGGUUUUCUGGAUGUUCUUUGUUUUUGCCGGAAAUUAUGAGUAAAGAAGAGUUCUUGAAGAUUCAGACUUGUGCCCUGAAAGUGAACAUUCACUGUGAUGGUUGUAAGCGAAAAGUGAAGAAAACACUUCAUAAAAUUGAUGGUGUUUACACCGUCAGUAUAGAUUCAGAACAAGGGAAGGUGACGGUAUCAGGAAAUGUUGAUCCGGCGACACUCCUCAAGAAGCUUGCAAAAGGUGGGAAGAAUGCAGAGAUUUGGGGUGCUCCGAAACCAAAUCAACAGGUCAAUAAUCAGUUUAAGAACAUGCAGAUCGACGGUGGUAAAGGCGGUGGUGGAAAUAACAAAAACCAGGGACAGAAAGGGGGUGGAAACAACCAGCAUCAGCAGCAGGAGAAAGGAGGGCAACCACAACAGAAGCAAGUUGGCGGCGUCGGUGGUGGGGGUGGGGGUGGGGGUGGUGGUGGUGGUCCGACACCGCAACAGAUACAACAGCUUAAGCAACUACAACAGUUAAAAGGGUUCCAAGAUCUGAAGUUGCCGCCUCAAUUUAAAGACAUGAAGUUGCCAGGUUUUGGUAAUGGCGGUGGCGGCGGGAAGGAUGCACCCAAGUCUGUCAAGUUUAAGGUGCCGGAGAGUGAGGAUGAGUAUGAUGAUGACGAUGAUGAGUUUGAUGAUGAUGAUGAUGACUAUGAUGAUGAUGAUGACGAGUUUGAUGAUGAAAUUGAUGAUAUUCCGAUGAAGAAGCCGGUGAUGCUGGGUGGUGGUGGUGGUUCUCAGAUGGCUAAUAUGAUGAUGAACCCACAGUUCAUGAAAGGAGGGCAGAUGCCACAGCAGUUGAUGAAGGGUGCUCCUCAAAUGGGAAAUCAUGGUGGAAAUGGUGGGAAGAAAGGAGGUGGCGGGAACAUUCCUGUACAGGUGAAUGGUGGUGGAAAGAAAGGAGGUGGGGGUGGGGGGUUUGAACAAUAA
Molecule: messenger RNA, 1201 nt
Organism: Lactuca virosa
Lineage: Eukaryota; Viridiplantae; Streptophyta; Magnoliopsida; Asterales; Asteraceae
Source: the annotation of a GenBank genome assembly